Molecule: messenger RNA, 309 nt
Organism: Trichomonas vaginalis G3
Lineage: Eukaryota; Parabasalia; Trichomonadida; Trichomonadidae
Exons: 1
Coding region: 1-309 (102 amino acids)
Source: RefSeq, a predicted model, not a curated record
AUGGACGGACAUAACUAUUACAUGCAUCAUCCUCAACAACAAUAUUCGUCGUAUCAAAAUAGAGAUCCCUAUAUGUCAGGGAGGGCAAAUAGCUACGAUGGCCAGAAUUAUUAUCAUCAAAAUGACUAUAGAAGACCACAACAACAAAACAUUCCUCCUCCAAGGCGUCAGGAUACUCCACCAUAUCCAGCUAAGCAAGAAAUCACAAUUGAGCGUUUAAAUACUAUAAUUGACCAACAACUCAAAAUUAUGCCUCCAAUCAAAAUUACACCCGCACCAACUGAAGAUUUACAGAGCUAUUGGGAUUAA